Molecule: messenger RNA, 624 nt
Organism: Botrytis deweyae
Lineage: Eukaryota; Fungi; Ascomycota; Leotiomycetes; Helotiales; Sclerotiniaceae
Exons: 1
Coding region: 1-624 (207 amino acids)
Source: RefSeq, a predicted model, not a curated record
AUGAUCCCAGCCAACCAACUCAUCGCCCAAGUCCGCAGUAAUCUCCCUCCCUCUGACCUCCAAGCCUUCUACGCCCAAUGGGCCUCCACCUACAACACUCACAUCGUUGCGCUCCAAAACUACGUUGCCCCAACCCUCAUCGUGCAAAUCGCCUGUCAAUCUCCUCACUAUGCAACCCUCCGCAUUCUCGAUGCCGGAUGUGGCACCGGGCUCGUGGGGGUUGCGCUUGCAGAAAGCGGUGCUACGGAAAUUGAUGGCCUUGAUUUUUCGCCCGCUAUGCUCGCUCAAGCACGUCUAACGGGCUGUUAUCGCAAUCUGUUCGUAGGAGACUUGUUGCAGACCAUUGAGGUGCCGGAUGGAACGUAUGAUUUGGUGACUUGUGCUGGGACAUUUACGUAUGGACAUGUUGGUCCUGAUCCUGCGUUGAGGGAAUUUACUCGGAUACUUGUCCCAAGUGGUCUUAUUAUUGCUACUAUUCUCGAAGAAGUUUGGGAAUCUGGGGGUUAUAAAGCUCAGAUUGAGAAACUGGAAGCAGAAGGAAUUUUGGAGGUUGUUAGUGUGGAGUUAAAUGAUUAUCGAAAGGGAUGUGAUAAAGCGCAUAUGAUUGUCUUGAAAAAAAGGUAG